Medicago truncatula (barrel medic) is the source of this 1317-nucleotide messenger RNA. RefSeq names its product lipid phosphate phosphatase 2. Gene Ontology annotation, biological process: phospholipid metabolic process; phospholipid dephosphorylation. Bases 169 to 1140 code for a protein of 323 amino acids. The transcript has 8 exons. Gene Ontology annotation, cellular component: membrane. The record is from RefSeq and is a predicted model, not a curated record. NCBI's taxonomy places the organism in Eukaryota, Viridiplantae, Streptophyta, Magnoliopsida, Fabales, Fabaceae. Gene Ontology annotation, molecular function: phosphatidate phosphatase activity.
ACAUUACUCCAAUAAUCCCACGCGCCUUCUCUUUCAUUAUUAUUUUGAAUUUAUCUUAUUUUCGCCACCAAUCAUUUCUACUUCUUCUUCUUCUUCUUCUUCCUCCGUCGCAUCGCAUCGAAUCUCGUGCACGUGCUGUUGCAGGCAGGCAGCCAUUUGCAGCAAAAAAUGCCAGAAAUUCAGUUGGGUGUACACACUAUCAGAUCACAUGGAGCUAGAGUUGCAAGGAUACAUAUGCAUGACUGGUUGAUUCUUUUGCUUCUUGUGGUAAUUGAUGCUGUCUUGAAUAUAAUAGAGCCAUUUCACCGUUUUGUUGGAGAAGAUAUGAUGACGGACCUUAGAUACCCACUGAAAGAUAACACUAUUCCUUUUUGGGCUGUUCCGAUAAUUGCAAUAUUGCUGCCACUUGCCGUCUUUCUUGUUUACUAUUUCAUCCGGAAUGAUGUUUAUGACUUUCACCAUGCCUUAUUGGGCCUUCUAUUUUCUGUACUCAUUACUGCGGUGAUAACUGAUGCUAUCAAAGAUGGUAUUGGACGGCCACGCCCGGAUUUCUUCUGGCGCUGUUUCCCUAACGGAACAGGGGUGUUUGAUAAAGUAACAAGCGAUGUUCUGUGUACCGGAGAUAAGAGUGUUAUUAAGGAAGGGCACAAAAGUUUCCCGAGUGGGCAUACAUCUUGGUCUUUUGCUGGUCUUGUUUAUCUCUCUUGGUAUCUAUCCGGAAAAGUUAGGGUGUUUGAUCGCAGAGGCCACAUUGCAAAGCUCUGUCUUGUUCUCUUACCAGUCCUCCUGGCAGCUUUGAUUGCUGUCUCCCGUGUUGAUGAUUAUUGGCAUCAUUGGCAAGAUGUGUUUGCUGGAGGUCUUAUAGGGACGACAGUUUCUUCCUUUUGUUACUUACAAUUCUUUCCACCUCCAUAUGACAUUGAUGGUUGGGGACCUCAUGCAUAUUUCCAGAUGUUAGCCGAAUCUCGUAAUGUUGCUCAGCCCCCUGCCAACAAUGAGAUUAAUCUUGCACAAUCUGCAGAGCUUCAGACCGUAUCUUUGUAUAUCCCAUCUCAAAAUGAUGGAGAUGCACGGGGCAAUAGCUGGGAUUCGAGCCCCAUGUUAGGCGGUGGGUUAUCACAAAAUGCAAGGAUGCAUUGACUGCAAGAAAGACAUAGGAAAGAUCAUCAGAUGUCCAUAGCCUGUAAAAAUUAUAGGGGUUUGGGAGGUUCAGUUGCAGAUAAUUGACACUUUAGCAUCGCUCUGUUAAUUGCCUUGGUUCUUAGAUGGUUGUUGGAUUGAAAUAUUUUGUUAGCUGUUUAUGUUUCGUCCAACUUA